Molecule: messenger RNA, 1682 nt
Organism: Drosophila mojavensis
Lineage: Eukaryota; Metazoa; Arthropoda; Insecta; Diptera; Drosophilidae
Product: transmembrane protein 170A
Exons: 2
Coding region: 728-1120 (130 amino acids)
Source: RefSeq, a predicted model, not a curated record
GUUCAUUUACCAAAGCGUUCCAGCUUCGUUACCAUGUGAAACAGAACGCAUUAAAGUGAUAUAUAAAAAAAAAAAAGAAAAUAGAAAUAUUAAUCAUAACAUUUUAGUAAUCAAUCAAGCGUAUAUCAAUUGUGCAAUGCAAGUACUAAUCCCAAACUAACACGCUGUGCAUUUAAAAGCUAUUCACAAAAUGCUUAGCUAGGAGUUGGUGAAACACUGCCGCUGCAAGUGCGAUUUUUUGGUGUGGCCUUCUUAAUCGAUUCCAGUUUUGCCUGUCCCAAAACCGAAAACAAAGCAAAAUAUUUAUUCAUCGCACAAGGGCAGAACAACACAUUAGACUUAGGAGCGCUAGCUGGAACGAAAACGGGUAACAGGAUCAAAUUAACUAGCAUAUAUGCUUAUAUGCAUACGUGUGCGUGUGUAUGUAUGUGUUUAUUGACAAUGUUAAAUACAUUUGGAAACAAUGUGCUGUGCUUUACCUACAGUUUACAGCAGGUGCACAUUAACCAGUCAACGACAACAGCAAAUUACAAAUGACCAAAACGAGGAGUCGCUGCAACGGAAAAGCAAUAAUUAGCAACAAAACAAAUAAUUACAAUAAUAAUAACGACGACGACGACAAGAACUUCAACUCAAUCACAGGAUACUUCCAACAAUUGUAGCCAAAAUUCUACGAAUACGUGAUUAUCGUUAUAUAUAUACGUACUGCUUGCCGAUACUAUUGGUCAUGUACUCCGAACCCUACGAUACCGAUGAGCUGGAUGCGAUUGUCGAUGUGGUCGGCUUACGAUCACAGUCGAGGCUCAACACGUUCCGUGAGAUGUGGUAUCAUAUCUUUCUGUGGGCACUCUUCUCAUCCAUAUUUAUACACACCUGCGCCGCCUUGGUUGCCUUUGUGACGCUCCGGCGCCACAAAUUCGGUCGCUUCUUUUCCAUACUGAUUCUGGUGAUGGGCUUCGUAUCGCCCGCUAGCAGCGGGAUCAUUAGCAGCGCCGUUAUUGCAUUCGUCCACGUCGCUUCCAGCUUGCCCAUGUCACCGAUCUAUGCGCUCUUCUGGGGCGUCGGACAGACCAUAUUCUCGGCCUGCUUGGGCUUCUUUCGCAUUCUGGCCACGCUCUAGACAGAGUUGCGAAUGGACUGACUACUAUCUAUCAUAUGGCAACGCAAAUCCUGCCCAUCCUCAAAUUCUGUUUUCUUUGUUUAUUAUUUAUGUGUAUUUAGCUCUUAAUGUUAAUCAUUUUUUACUUAUAUAUAUAUUUAAUAUGUAUUUCUAGUUCGCAUUCAAUAUCCUCAUAAUCCAGUUAGAAAAAAAAAAAACGAAAUAAUUUUGUUCUUUAAUUCAAUAUUGUUAUUUUAUAUAUAAAUCAAAUUCGUAAAGUCGUAAUUUUAAAAUAGUAUUUUCUACGCGCCAAAUCGAAGUAUAUAUCUAUCAACAAAUUGUUCACGAUUGCAUAUACUACAAACUAGAACUUAACAACUAAUUAAACAAUUAUGAUGUACAUGUGUAAGAGAGGAAUGCGUAUAAAAAAUAUUGUGAUUUUUAAUAUAUAUAUAUAUACUAUAUUAUAUAAAGAUAAAUGAACUAGCGAACUGUAUAUAAUUAUUAUUUAAGCACCUAAGCGAUCGAUUGUAAAAACAAAAACCAAAUGAGCAGCUGAAUAAACGGCCUAAAUUCUAUAUAA